GGUCAAAAAGUUAAAUGUAGUUAAAAAAAAUAAUAAUAAUGAACAACACUAAAAUGAUAGAAUGAAAAAUGAUAAAUCAUAAUCAUAUCUAACUGCAUUAUAAGUGUGCGACAGCGUUCUGUAUUGGGUCACACAUCACAUGAUUGGGUGCACAUUAUUUCUGCCUGUUGUCUCAUCAUCACACAGUGACAUGUGGGCUCUGAGGUUCCAAGGAGAAGGAUCACAAAGUGUUUGGUCCAGCAGGAGUUGGCCCCAUCAGGCUGCUGCUGCUGCAGCAGAGACUCCACAGGGCGGACCUCAGGCUACUUUACAUACUUCACACACACACACACACACACACAGUCACCCUGUUCACUCUCACACACACUGGGACACGGACACACCUGCGACAGGGUGCGAUGUCGUCUCCCGGCGCCUCCAAGAGGAAGACCAAGAAGAAACACUUUGUGCAGCAGAAAGUGGAGGUUUUCCGAGCCGGCGAGCCUGUGAUGAGCGUGCUGAUGUGGGGGGUCAAUCACUCGAUUAAUGACCUGAGCCAGGUGCCCGUACCUGUCAUGCUGCUCCCAGACAACUUCAAAGCCAGCUCCAAGAUAAAAGUCUGCAACCACCUCUUCAACAAAGAGAAUCUUCCUGGACAGUUCAAAUUCAAAGAAUACUGUCCACAGGUGUUCAGAAACCUGCGAGAGCGUUUUGGCAUCGAGGACCAGGAUUACAGGGUGUCUCUGGCCCGCAGCCCCCCCCUCAGGGACGACGAGGGGCCCAGCGAGGGUCUGCUGCUGACGUCAUACGACCGCACGCUGGUGGUAAAGGAAAUCUCCAGUGAGGAGGUGGAGGAAAUGCACAACAUCCUCUCAGAGUAUCACCAGCACAUCGUCACCUGCCACGGGAGUACGCUGCUCCCUCAGUUCUUGGCCAUGUACCGCGUCACCGUGGAGAGCGAGGACACCUACCUGUUAGUCAUGAGGAACAUGUUCAGCCACAGACUGCACGUGCACAGGAAGUACGAUCUCAAGGGGUCCCUGGUGUCUCGUCAAGCAAGUUUUAAAGAGAAGGUGAAAGAGCUGCCCACCUACAAGGAUGUGGACUUCAGGAAUAAGAUGCAGAAGGUUUACGUGAGUGACGAGGAGAAGGAGAAGCUCAUGGACAAGCUCAACAGAGAUACCGAGUUUCUGGUGCAUAUGAGGAUGAUGGACUACAGCCUGCUGCUGGGCAUCCACGAUGUUGAGCGGGCUGAGAGGGAGGAGGAGGAGGGGGAUGAGGAGGAGGAGGAGGAGGAGAUGGAGUUGCCCUAUGAAGAGGAAGAGGAGGAUGAAAACGGCCUGGCUCCCGCCCCAGACUCCACCUCACCCCAGGGCAUCGCUGGCUACAUGAACUCCUUCAAACCCAUGGGUCCUGGGGAGUUUGACCCUUACGUGGAUGUGUACGCCGUACAGAGCUCUGUGGGUGCGUCCCAGAGAGAGGUGUAUUUCAUGGGUCUGAUUGACGUGCUGACACAGUACGACACCAAGAAGAAAGCCGCUCACGCUGCCAAGGCUGUCAAACACGGGGCGGGGGCAGAAAUAUCAACAGUUCAUCCGGAGCAGUAUGCCAAGCGUUUUCGAGAGUUCAUCACGAAGAUCUUUGCGUAGUUCAAAGAAUCAUUUCACUCCUUGUUUAUAAUAAGAAGACUCUCAUCAUGCAAUAAUUACACCAAGAUACAUCAACAUGAAGCUGCAUUGAUUUUUUUUCUAUUCACUUCUUGAUGAUGUAGUGUACGCUGUAAUGUUCCUGGACUCAAUUGGUUUUCCUUUUGUUUUCACUUUCGCAGGAUUUCAGAUACAAACCGUUUGAUAUAAGUUAGCACCUCUCACAUAAAUGUCUUCUGUAAGUGACCAGUGGGGGAGAGGUGCUUAGAAAACAAUAUCCAUCUCCUUUUUCAGCAUUAAUGUUUGAUGAGGCUGGUGUAGUUUUACAUUAAGUGUUGCCAAGUGCAGAUUUGAAAUUGAUAGCACAAACUAGUUGAUUAUUGAAUGAAUAAAUAAAGCCAUUGGAAAAGUCUAGUCAUAUAUUGUAUGUAAUGAUAUUCUGAUUAUGUGUAUUAAAAUCACAAAACACUUUUUCACAAAAAACUACACCAGACUAUUAAUCGGUCCACUGACCUGUGACCUUAGUAAGCUGCUUCUCAAAACACUGGGUUACCUCAACAGUUUUGUAAAUUUUGAGUGUGAAUGUGACAUUAAAAUACUUUCAGCUGCCGCUGAUUUAAGCACAAA
Scophthalmus maximus (turbot) is the source of this 2252-nucleotide messenger RNA. Its product is annotated as phosphatidylinositol 5-phosphate 4-kinase type-2 gamma-like. Gene Ontology annotation, biological process: phosphatidylinositol metabolic process. Gene Ontology annotation, molecular function: phosphatidylinositol kinase activity. The record is from RefSeq and is a predicted model, not a curated record. The transcript is spliced from 10 exons. NCBI's taxonomy places the organism in Eukaryota, Metazoa, Chordata, Actinopteri, Pleuronectiformes, Scophthalmidae. Bases 399 to 1628 code for a protein of 409 amino acids.